CACGUCUUCCUCUGAUCGUGAAUUCUUCGUUAUCAUUGUUCAAUCAGAGAGCUUUUUCUUUCUUUGCUCGGAUUGGAUUGGGUCUUGUCAAUAUGACACAAGGCUGAAUGUCGAGGCUGGGAAUGCCCCGAACUUAAUUAGGCACGCGCCUACUUCGGCGUCGAGCAUCAACAAUCUCAUCAACGCCACUACAGCAUGGACGACGACGACGAUUUCGGCGCCGAUGCCGACUUCUUAGCAGCCCUUGCUGCUUCUGAAGCUUCAGCUCCACGUCCAGCACCCGCCCCUCCACGCGUUCAACAGCCUACUCCACAGCGAAUUCAGCAACCCACACCUCAACGACUCGACCGCGCCCCUCCAGCUACAACCUCCUCUGGGCCUAAAGUCGUGCAGCCCACUCCCCAAGCAAUAGCCUCCAAGUCAACCAGCUCCUCCAUCCUCGUCUCCCCGCGGCAGAAGGGAAACCCAAUCCUCACAAACCUCCGUUCAUUCGCAUGGGAAUACUCCGACAUCCCAGCAGACUACGUCCUAGGACUCACAACAUGCGCCCUCUUCCUCUCCCUCAAAUACCAUCGUUUACACCCCGAAUAUAUCUAUAAUCGAAUCAAAGGCCUGCAAGGCAAAUAUAACCUCCGAAUAUUGCUCACCAUGGUCGAUAUCGGGAAUCACGAAGACAGUUUGAAAGAGCUGUCGAAGACGAGCUUGGUUAACAAUGUUACGGUUGUACUUUGUUGGAGUGCAGCUGAGGCGGCGAGAUAUCUAGAGUUGUAUAAGAGUUAUGAACAUGCGAAUGCUGGGGCGAUUAGAGGGACAGAGAGUCGGGGGUAUGCGGAGAAGAUGGUCGAGUUUGUGACGGUGCCGAGGAGUAUUAAUAAGACGGAUGCGGUUUCUUUGGUUAGCGCUUUUGGCAGUGUCAAAGCUGCCAUCAAUGCUAGGCCGGAGGAGAUUGCUAUAGUUGGUGGUUGGGGCGAGAAGAAGGUUAGGAGGUGGUGUGCAGUUGUUGAUGAACCGUUCAGGGCCAGAAAGGCUGCUAAGAAGGGCCUGGCUAGGAGGGAGACGACUGAGGAAGACAGCGAAGGUGUCCUGGAUCGCGCUUUGCCACUGGGCAGGGUCCCAGCAAGAGAAAUGCCUGCGAUACAGGAGAAAGAACAGUUAAAUGGUGCAGAAAGACCCAGAGAGCCACAAGAACCCGGAAAGCCGACAGAGCCAGUGGAUCAAUUUCACUUGUGGGACCCCGAUGACGAUGAUCAAGAGAUUUUGAUAGCCGUAGCCGCGGAAGAGGAGCAGAGAUUAGCAAUGGAGAAGAGGAAAGAAAUGGCAAGGAAAGACGAUGAACUCAGUGGAGGAGUUGCAGCUGCUUUAGCCAAGUUACGAGAUAAAACAUGAUAUUUCAAGCAAGGAAGGACCAUUUCAAACUCUAACAUUGCUGUGGGCCUCCUCUCUCAUGAUGCCAUCCUCCUUCUCCGAUUGCACCGGUUUACUCAUAUUAAUGGGAAUCUCGAGCUGAAUAGAAAAUACCUCUUCUUUCGAAGUGGACUCCCAAGACAUAAUACACGCCCCUUCUGGGCGGAUUUAUUUCUG
Molecule: messenger RNA, 1581 nt
Organism: Hyaloscypha bicolor E
Lineage: Eukaryota; Fungi; Ascomycota; Leotiomycetes; Helotiales; Hyaloscyphaceae
Exons: 1
Coding region: 196-1386 (396 amino acids)
Biological process (GO): UV-damage excision repair; meiotic mismatch repair; nucleotide-excision repair
Cellular component (GO): nucleotide-excision repair factor 1 complex; nucleus; ERCC4-ERCC1 complex
Molecular function (GO): single-stranded DNA binding; damaged DNA binding
Source: RefSeq, a predicted model, not a curated record